Octopus sinensis (East Asian common octopus) is the source of this 2211-nucleotide messenger RNA. Its product is annotated as zinc finger protein 271-like. The record is from RefSeq and is a predicted model, not a curated record. The transcript has 2 exons. Lineage: Eukaryota; Metazoa; Mollusca; Cephalopoda; Octopoda; Octopodidae. Bases 506 to 2107 code for a protein of 533 amino acids.
GGCCAUCAUGGAUUAUUUCCCUUCCCAAGUUUCUUGCUUUUCAACAAACCCCAAUCAAUAGAAAACGUGCGCAUUAUCUGAGCUAUGUCCCGUUUUCCAGGCUGUCAGACAGAUCUAAUAUGCUUUAGAAAAUAGAAUUGGAAAAUCUGACAGAAACAUUGCUUGUGACAAUAUCGAAAUAUCUCAUUUCAAAAUCUCCCAUAUACUGCUUCACAACAUGGACACAUCCUGGUUGCCAAGUGCAAAGAAGUUAAAUUUUCGUUCAUAUUUAUCCUCUUUCAUUACAUUUUCUACAAUAUGGAAAUGGGAUUUGGCAAAAACUAAACUUUCUUCUUCAUCAUGAUUUGCAGAGAGAAUCAAGAGCCUCGGGCAUAAAUGUAUUAGUGAUGUUGAUAAAAAUUAUUUGAUGGCAUUUUAAAUUAAAUCACGUAUCAAAUAUUGAUUUCAAGAAUACUAUGGUUGUCUACUGGAAGAUUUUGUGGAGGUUUUCCAACUAAUCCUGAUAAUGUAUACUAUACCAUCUAUGUAUUCAGUUGGUAAACAAUAUAUUUUUGAUAUUACUGGGAAAGCUUUCACACAAGAAGAUUUGGUGAGAUCUGAGGAUUAUUUUGACAACAAUAGUGAAAAACAGUUCAGCUAUACAAGCCAGCCAACAUUUCCUACACAACCCAAUAUGAAUCCUCUUGAACAGCCCACUUCAACAGCAAGUUCGACAAGUGAAAACUAUGUACCUUAUCGAAAACCUUUUCCUCAACAAACUGUUUCUUCUCAAGGUACUGGUGAAACGUCAAGAAAUUCAGAAGCUACAGAAGCUGAAACUGAAAACACAAACUAUUCUGGUGAUUGUUGCAGUGAACAACAAAGAGCUCGUAACUGCUCAACCAGUUGCUACAGCACUCCAAAAGCCCACAAGUGUGCUCACUGUUCAAAGACUUUCGCUCGGAGAACUUAUUUAAAAAGUCAUGAGCGAGUCCAUUCUGGUGAGAAACCUUUCAAUUGUAUGUAUUGUCGUAAAGCCUUUUCGCAGCGAACAAACGUUCGUAGUCAUGAGCGAACACACACAGGUGAAAAACCUUAUAUGUGUUUAAUUUGCCGUCGAUCUUUUUGUCAGCAGAAUGAGCUGCGGUCACACGAGCGUGUACAUACAGGUGUUAGACCAUAUCAGUGUCAUUUUUGUCCCAAAGCUUUCACUCAGCUUACCAAUCUGCGGAAUCAUAUAAGAAUACACACAGGCGAAAAACCAUUUGUAUGUAUUGUGUGCGCUCGCUCAUUUACUCAACAUAACGAACUUCGAAGUCACGAACGAGUUCAUACUGGAGAAAAACCAUUUAGUUGUUCCAUGUGUUCUAAAGCUUUUUCACAAAGAACUAAUUUACGAAAUCACGAAAGAGUUCACUCUGGAGAAAAACCAUUCCAGUGUAUUUACUGUUCGAAAUCCUUCUCCCAGAGAGGUACGUUAAAAAAUCACGAACAUACUCAUACAACAGAUAAAAAUCAAGUAAAAACGUCUCAGAAAUCUGCAUCGUUGUCUUCAUCUAAUUCAUUAAGCCAUCAUUCCAAAAGUCAAAGUCAUGAGCAAAAAUCUAGACAGCUGGGACAACAAGAACUUAUUCAGCCUGCUUCCUCAGCUGAACCAUGCCAAAAAGAACCAUCAACUUCAGCAUUCCAUCAUAAACCACAAUCAUCAUCUGUCAUUUCAAAAUGGGUUAAUUCGACAUCAUCACAUUCAAAGUCUCAAAGCAAUUCAUCUGUUUCUCGUAUAUCUCAUGCAAACACACACGGACGUGUUUCUCUUGGAGAUGACAGCAGCCGCAAAGAAAUACAAUCAUCCUCAUCUAUUAGAUUUCAGCAGGUACCAACUAUUCCACCAGUAAUAAUGGCACCUUCCUUUUUGCACCAGAUGACCCAGGGCUGGGAAAAUACCUACAAUUGGCCCCGUGGAUUUCCUAUGGCUGCUGCUUGGAAUACAUCAGGGAAAAAUAUUUCAUCUGUAUAUUCUCAUGAAGGAAAGUUGAAAAAACAAAAGUCCUCUUCUGGAGAUAUAAAUAAAGGCAAGAAUAUGAACUCUUAUGAUGUGAGGAAAGAAAUUCAAUCAAGCUCCAAGUAGCUAUGAGGCUGCAUUUAUAUAUUUUGUAAGCUGUUAAUCCUUAUCUCAUAAAUAUAUUAAUAGUAGAGAAGGCUGUAUCUUUAUUAAUCUUAGACACUUGGACA